GAUAAAUUGAAACGUAACAAAGUAGAUGGUUAUAAAAGAAAAAUGAAAAUCUAAGUUGAUUUUACCCAAUUUAAAUUAGGGUUUCACUAUCUGACUUCAUUUCUUAAUUCUUACCUCUUUCUACUGUCAGUCUUCUUGGAUCCCCUUCAACAAAUUCAACGUUGCUGUAGUAGACAAUGCAUAAGGAUGGAAAUGAUCCAUCAAAAAAGAAGAUGAAACAGGGGACAUUGGAUUCGUUUCUUAAUGUCCAAAGCAAAAGGAAAAUCGAAGAUGGUUUGGUGUCCUCAUCAGAUGAUUCGUCAAGCGAAAGUGAGAAUGGGCUUGACCUGCAGGAAAAUCAAGAUAUCGAAAUGGGAACUAUGAGUGAUUCUGACGGUGGUGCUGAUUUUGAUCUUGAUGCUGAAUUGCAACUUUGGGAAAAUGAUCAUACGAAUUUUGGUGAACUAAUGAAGAUUACUCUUGAAUACUCCACUAGAAAAGUUUAUCGACCUCCAUUACUCAAUAUUCUUGUUUGUUUGCGGUAUAUCUUGCAACAAGGACUGGAAAUUCAUGGUCAUGAAGAUGAAGGAUUAGGUGUUGAGGGGAAUUUUAUUUCGCUAUUAAAAAUGUUGGCCAAAUAUGAUGAAAGUAUUGAUGAAGCUGUGAUAGAGAAUGCUUCUUUAGUUCAUAAAGAUAGGGCUAACUCAUGUGCAAAAGAAACAAGUAAAGCCAUUGUAAAAGACUAAAAGACAUUGUUGGUGACUACUUUGCAAUAUUGGUGGAUGAAUAUCCUGAUGUAUCAGAUGGCGAGCAAGUUGCCUUGUGUUUGCGGUAUGUUGACAAAGAGGGAGAUGUGGUGGAAAGAUUUCUUGGUAUUGAAAAUGUCAAGGAUGGCACGGCUUUAUCUCUUAGAGAUGCAAUUUAUUCUUUGCUAGGGAAGCAUUCUUUGAGUUCUUCUAAGAUCCGUGGGCAAGGUUAUAACGGGCUUAGCAAUAUGCAAGCGGACAUUAGUGGUCUCAGACACAUGAUUAAGGAAGAAAUUCAGUCGGCAUAUUACAGUCAUUGUUUUGUCCAUCAACUUCAAACGACGCUUGUUGCAAUUUCUCAAGAGAAAGUAAGAUGGGUUGGUUGGUAUUUUUAUAGACUUGAUUAUCUAACAAAUGUGCUUGGAUUUUCUUGGAAGGAUAGUGAAAUUUCGAAAGAAAGUCGGUUUGAAGAAGUUUCACAGGCCUUUGAGGAUGUUCCAAUUGAAGUUGCCAGAUAUUUGAAUCAGAAGGUUGGCUUGGAGAGGUUGAAUCAUGCAUGUUGGCGGCCUUACCAUAAGUUGGUUUUGAAUGUCAUUGAGUUUUAUCCUGUGAUACUUGAUAUGCUUGAUAUGAUUGAUAUGAUUAAGGAUAAAUCUUCAAUGUCAUUUAGUUGCCACGAAUUCGAUGUUGCUUGUGAGGCAAUUGUGUCUUUUGACUUUAUUUUCAUGACACAUGUGAUGAAGACAAUAUUUGAGGUUAUGAAUGAACUAAACAUCAUUUUACAGAAAAAAGAUGAAGAAAUUGUUUCUGCAAUGUCACUUGUGAAAUUGGUCAAGGAAGGAUUGCAAGGAAUAAGAGACGUUGGAUGGGAAGCUCUCUUGACUUCGGUCAAUACCUUUUGCAGAAAACAUGAAAUUAAAGUUCUAAAUAUGGAAGACAUGUAUGUUCCUUACACAAGAAGAAGAGGUGAGGAACUAAGACUACAAACCUUCAUCAUUUUCAAGUUGAGGAAUUUUAUGCAACCAUUGACUUUCACAUCCAAGAACUCAACAGUCAAUUUGAUGAGGAAACUAUGGAGUUACUUGUUUGUCUGGGCAGCCUGAGCCCUGUCAAUCGUUUCUGUUCCUUCGAUAAGCAAAAGCUGCUCAGACUUGCCGAAUUUUACCCUAACGAGUUUUCAAGUGUUGAUUUGCUUCAUCUUAAUGAUCAACUCGAUAAGUAUAUUUAUGAAAUGAAGAAAGAUGAUAUUUUUGCUGGAUUGAAGGAGCUAAGAGAGCUUUCUAAGAAACUUGUGAUGACAAAAAAACAUGAGGUGUUCAAUCUUGUUUAUUUACUUAUCAAGUUGGCCUUGAUCCUCCCCGUCACAACUGCUGGCGUGGAACGAGCCUUCUCAGCAAUGGCUUAUGUGAAGAGCAAAGUGCACAAAAAUACAGGUGAUCAGCUGUUAAACGAUCGUUUAGUCACAUAUGUUGAGAGAGAUGUAUUCUAUAAGAUUAGCGGUGAUGAUAUUUUGCUCAACUUUCAAAGUAGAGAGUAGUUGUAAAAGCUUAGUUUCAGACUUUCAGUAUGUGUUUUGAACCUUUAGUUGUGGAUGUUAUGAUCUUGUGUUAAGCUUGUCUUCUGAACAAUCAAUUAUGUGGUUGUAUAUAUGUUUCUUUGUUUUACAUGUCUUCAAAAGUGGACUACUAA
Erigeron canadensis is the source of this 2414-nucleotide messenger RNA. RefSeq lists its product as uncharacterized. The transcript is spliced from 2 exons. NCBI's taxonomy places the organism in Eukaryota, Viridiplantae, Streptophyta, Magnoliopsida, Asterales, Asteraceae. The coding region runs from base 974 to 1828 and encodes 284 amino acids. The record is from RefSeq and is a predicted model, not a curated record.